This is a messenger RNA of Nicotiana tabacum (common tobacco), 482 nucleotides long. The record is from RefSeq and is a predicted model, not a curated record. Lineage: Eukaryota; Viridiplantae; Streptophyta; Magnoliopsida; Solanales; Solanaceae.
AAGGGUAAUAAAACAAAGCAAACCAUCCAGCUAUUAAAAUAUCAAAUUAAAAAAGAAACAAAACCUAAUUAAGUGGGAAAAAGAAUGGAGGCAAAGAAGGUAGUAGCAGUGUUUGUAAUGUGCAUAGUUGUGUUGUCAGCUGUGCAUGUUCACGUAGCGGAAGCCGAUGAAGUUUUCAAGCGGUGCUUUGACAAUUGUCAAAAGGAAUGCGCUGAUGAGGGCCAUGGCUACACUUUUUGUGAGAUGAAAUGUGACGCCGACUGUGGUAUGAAGGAGCUCAAAGCCAAAUUCGAGAAGCUCAAGCCAUGAACGAGGACUAAUGAUGUGGGGGACCACCCUCUAGUAGGAGAUAUGGCAUAAUGAAAAAUAGAAUAGAGGAAUUCAUAUUUUCUCUAAUUAAUUCAUUAAUUUCUUUCCCAAAGACAGUUGUAAAGCUCAAAAUUGAAUAAUAGUAAAAUCAAUUGUUUGUGUUUUUUAUAAGA